UCUCCACUUCCGGCCGCCGCCAUGCCGGGCCGCAUCUCGGUGUUCCCGUCCCCUCAGGAGCUGGGCUCGGCCCUGGCGCAGCUCGUUGUGCAGCGGGCGGCCGGGAGCGGCGGCCGCUUCUCUCUGGGGCUGUCCGGAGGCAGCCUGGUGGGGCUCCUGGCCCGGGAGCUGCCCUCAGCCGCCUCCACCGGAGCCGCUAACGGGGCGGGCCCGUGGCUCUUGGCCUUCUGCGACGAGCGCCUGGUGCCUCCCGAGCACCCGGAGAGCACCUUCGGGGCGUACCGGGCUCAGCUGCUGCCGCGGCUCCAGGCGCCAGAACCGACGGUCCUCGCUGUCGCUCCCGGGCUCUCUCCGAACGCUGCGGCCGCGGAUUACGCCGAGAGGCUGCGAGAGGUACCGGGGGACGAGGGGGAGGGGAGGGCAGGGGAGGAGGCAAGGGGGGGGAGAGGGGCUUCACGAGGAGGCGGGACCCCCCCCCUUCUUCCUUCCCUAUGUGAGGAGCUGGGAUCCCCUCCCUAUCGAGGUGGGAUUCCCCUUUUCUACCUUCCCCAUGCACGGUGCUGGGACUCCCACCCUUUUCACACUUAA
Phasianus colchicus (ring-necked pheasant) is the source of this 588-nucleotide messenger RNA. The record is from RefSeq and is a predicted model, not a curated record. NCBI's taxonomy places the organism in Eukaryota, Metazoa, Chordata, Aves, Galliformes, Phasianidae.